Trichoderma atroviride IMI 206040 is the source of this 1020-nucleotide messenger RNA. RefSeq lists its product as uncharacterized. The record is from RefSeq and is a predicted model, not a curated record. Lineage: Eukaryota; Fungi; Ascomycota; Sordariomycetes; Hypocreales; Hypocreaceae.
AUGGCCUCCCCGCCCUUUGGCCAAGCCGCCCUCAUCACCGCCCUCAAAGGCCAACCCCUCCGCAUCCCCUCCCUCCAAGCCCUCUUCACCUCAUGGCCGUCCCCACGCCUCAACGCCCACUACCCAGAGCUCGUCGCCUUGGCCAGCGCCGCCAUCCUCGAAUUCGCCGCCGCCGCGCCUCACCUGCACGUUGAGCGCCGCCUGCGCGACGACAUUGCCCUCCUGACGUGUCUGCUGUUCCCGACCGCGCCCCGGCGACGCAUCGAGGCGCUGGUGCUGUACAUGGUGUGGCUCGUCUGCUGGGACGACACGGUGGACACCAACGAGGGCGACUUGGCUGCUGAUUUCGCGCGCGCCGAGCAGUGGCGCAACAGGACGCUGGAGGUUGUCAAGGCGGCCCUUGAGCUUCCCCAGGGAGCGCAGCAGCGUGGAGAGGUGGAUGCCAUCAACGCGGUGCUCGUCAGCUUUGGGCAGCGGUACUGUGGCACCCACGAGAGGGCUCCUGAUGAGCAGCGCCAGCGGCUGUACGACGAAAUCAGCAUCUUCAUCCGCGCGUGCGCCACGGAGCAGAGGCUGCGGCUUGACGGCCACAUUCCCAGCUUCGACGAGUACAUGGUCCUCCGCGAGGGCACCGUGGCGGGCGGCACGCUCUGCGCAUUGGUUCCGCACGCCAUGCCGCAGUCUGUGCCGCCGGAGCUGCUCGACAUGCCGCAGUUUGCAGUCUUUCGGAAGCAGGCCAACGUGCUGUUCGGCCUGCUCAACGAUGUGAUUUCCUUGAAGAAGGAGCUCAACAUGGACUGCGUCAUCAACGCCGUCUGUACGCUGCUGCGGCCGGAGACGCCCCUGGAUGAAGUCAUGGCGCAGAUUUAUCAGAAGCUGCAAGAUGCGGUGCGGCUUUUCGACACGGCGGCGAGGGAGCUGUUGGAUCAGUUCGGGGACAAUGACCUUUUCUACGACCUCUCGGAGGAAUUGAUUGACGGGCAUAGAAGUGUGGUUACUGGCACGCUCGAAUUCAUGUGA